AGUCAGACCACAACAACACGGACACGCCGCAGCCGCCAUUAUUUUCGACUACCGUCGCCCGCCGAUGCCAUAUCGCCAGUUGCCACUCCGUGUGUUGGAUUUUUUUAAAAAUUUUGUGUUCUAUUAAGCUGCAGAAUAUUUGUAGACAUUAAAAAUGACGACUGAUUGGAAAUACGAAGUUAACGAUUUAGUUUGGGCUAAAAUGAAGGGCUUCCCACCAUGGCCAGGACGCGUAAGCGAGCCAACUAUCCAGCUUGCUAAAAAACCAAAGAAGAAUUGCAAAUGUAUUUUCUUCUAUGGAACUAAUAAUUAUGCUUGGAUUGAAGUGGGAUGUUUAAAGCCUUAUUUUCAGUUUAAAGAUACUCUAACCUAUAGUUGUAAGACUAUACAUUUCAAAGACGCUUGUAAGGCUAUUGAAGAAUACAUUUUGGAAAACAAUACCAAUGAAGGAGUAAAUAAUGGAUUAUCUGAAGCUGAGUCACGAUUUGAGAAUUUAGUUCAAGACGAAACUCCUGCCUUCCAAUCCGAGAAAACUAAAAUGUCUAACAUACGCAAUGCAUCAUUAUCAAGCUCUGAAAAAACUAAGAAGAGACGGUCCAAACCAGUUGGAUCUACCUCUAAUGGGCCUAAAAAAGAUAAACCUAAAAAACCCCGCUUAAACUCGAGAGUGGGUCAAUCUAGUAAUAAUACUGAGGUUCUUACACAUCUUGGAUUAACAAACAGCAUUAGUCCAGUUCGAAAGAAUAAUACUUUAUUGGACAGACCUGAAGUUAAGACUCCGGAAGCCACCCAGUUAGAUAUUUCAACAAUAUCUAAAUCAUUAAUGAACAAGAAUAUUUCACCAUCAAAGUUGAUAUUUGGAUUUAUUGGCUUAGGCAAUAUGGGUUCAGGAAUUGUCAAAAAUCUGUUAAAUUCUGGACAUAAAGUUGUCGUUUGGAAUCGAACUCCAGAUAAGUGUCAGAAGUUUCAAGAUGCUGGAGCAACUGUUGCAUUAACUCCAUCUGAUGUUAUAGGAGGAGCAGAUAUAACAUUUUCAUGUGUUUCUGAUCCACAAGUUGCUAAAGAUAUGGUAUUUGGAAAUUGUGGUGUACUUCCUGAAAUAAAUAAAGAUAAAGGAUUUGUUGAAAUGACUGGUAUUGAUCCAGAAACAUCUCAAGAUAUUUGUGAGGCUAUUUUGAGCAGAGGAGGCCGUUAUUUGGAAGCUAUGAUUCAGGGAAGUAAAAAGGAUGCAGAAGAAGGGCAUUUAGUUUGUAUGGCAGCUGGCGAUAGAUCUUUGUUCACUGAUUGCAAAUCAUCAUUUUGUGCGAUUUCUAAAAAUUCAUUUUAUCUUGGUGAUGUUGGAGCGGCCACAAAAAUGAAUUUGAUUUUACAUUCAAUCAAAGCAGUAGCUUUAGCAGGAUUAGCUGAAGGUAUGGCUCUGGCAGAUAGAGCUAAUAUACCGCAAAAAGAAGUGUUAGAAAUUCUAGAAAUGACUUCAUUAAGAUGUCCAUUGUUAAUAGAAAAAGGAACAGCCAUGAUGGACAAUAAUUUUCAAACAAAUCAAGCUCUAAAACAUAUUCAAAAGGACUUAAAUUUAUCAUUAGUGUGGUCUGAUGUUUUGGAACAACCUUGUCCAGUUAUGGCAAAUGUAAAUGAAGUAUUUAAACAUGCAAAACGUUUGGGUUAUAGUGAUCAUGAUACUAGUGCUGUAUAUAUCCGAACUAAAUUUUGAUUUAUAGAACUUUUUCAUAAUCUUAAUUUUUUUUCCUUUUUUUUUUUUUUUUUUUUGACAUUAAUGAC
Messenger RNA from Melanaphis sacchari, 1779 nucleotides. It is a transcript of the gene Ndf, whose product is annotated as putative oxidoreductase GLYR1 homolog. Lineage: Eukaryota; Metazoa; Arthropoda; Insecta; Hemiptera; Aphididae. Gene Ontology annotation, molecular function: oxidoreductase activity, acting on the CH-OH group of donors, NAD or NADP as acceptor; NADP binding; NAD binding. The transcript is spliced from 12 exons. The record is from RefSeq and is a predicted model, not a curated record. Bases 155 to 1711 code for a protein of 518 amino acids.